GCGCAGGACCGAUGUGUGCGUCCGGAGAGCCGGGAUCGGUCUGAACGGGGAUUUUUUGACGCUCAGCGGGAGGUCUACCUUUUCAGAAAAUGGACGCGUUGAAUAAGCUGAAGCAGUUUGACGCUUAUCCCAAAACUCUGGAGGAUUUCCGAGAGAAGACGUGGGGCGGAGCGACCGUGACCGUCAUCAGCGGGGUCAUCAUGCUGAUCCUGUUCAUCUCCGAGCUGCAGUACUAUCUCACCAAAGAGGUUCACCCGGAGCUUUACGUCGACACGUCGCGAGGAGACAAACUGAAAAUCAACAUCGACGUGAUCUUCCCCCACAUGCCCUGCGCCUAUCUCAGCAUAGACGCCAUGGACGUCGCCGGCGAGCAGCAGCUGGACGUCGAGCACAAUCUGUUCAAACUGCGGCUGGACAAAGACCUGAAAGCCGUCACCCAGGAGGCCGACAAACACGACCUCGGCAUGGCCGACGACGGAGAAGUGUUUGACCCCAGUUCACUGGACCCCAAACGAUGCGAGAGCUGCUACGGAGCCGAGACCGAAGACCUCAAGUGCUGUAACACCUGUGAUGAUGUGCGCGAGGCGUACCGGCGGCGAGGCUGGGCGUUCAAGAACGCGGACACCAUCGAGCAGUGCAAGAGGGAGGGCUUCUCGCAGAAGAUGCAGGAGCAGAAGAACGAGGGCUGCCAGGUCUACGGCUUCCUGGAGGUCAACAAGGUGGCAGGAAAUUUCCACUUCGCUCCAGGAAAAAGCUUCCAGCAGUCUCACGUGCACGUGCACGCUGUGGAAAUUCACGACCUGCAGAGUUUCGGCUUAGACAACAUAAACAUGACCCAUCUGAUAAAGCACCUGUCGUUUGGGAAAGAUUACCCCGGCAUCAUUAACCCGCUCGACGAGACGGACGUCACGGCACCACAAGCAUCCAUGAUGUACCAGUAUUUUGUGAAAAUUGUUCCCACCAUCUACGUGAAAACUGACGGAGAGGUGGUAAAAACCAACCAGUUCUCUGUCACCAGACACGAGAAAGUGGCCAACGGGCUGAUCGGAGACCAGGGCCUGCCGGGCGUGUUUGUUCUGUACGAGCUGUCGCCCAUGAUGGUUAAAUUCACAGAGAAACACCGAUCCUUCACACACUUCUUAACGGGAGUUUGUGCCAUUAUCGGCGGCGUGUUCACAGUGGCCGGUCUGAUCGACUCGCUCAUCUACCACUCUGCUCGGGUCAUCCAGAAGAAGAUAGAGCUGGGGAAGGCUUCUUAACGCGCCCCCCCCCCCCCCCCCCCCCCCCCCCGACUGAGACACGGACACAAGAGACGGAGAGAAGACGGCGGCUUUGUCCUUCUGACGAUUCAAAACAGCCAUGUUUGUUGUUGUUUUUUUGUUUUUUUUUCCUCAUUUUUGGGUGGUUGUGGAGAAAAACCACUGGAGAUUUUCCUCUUCGCGUCCUGCAUCAGUGGCGCUCGGACGCCACGCGGAACACGUGUGUCGGAGGAUCCACGGGGCCGAGGGGCGCUUUUAAAGGACCACGUCACCUGAUGAACUCCUCCUCAAGACAACGAUCCCUUAAUAUAAUAAAUAUAUUGAGACCUGUUGGUUUUAGCGAUAAGUUCGGUCGUCUAUAUUUUUGUCAACAAAUCCCAGGAAGUAAACAAAACACAUGUGGAUUAAUCCGCCGCUGAAAGUAGUCCCCGGCUUGUGGAAGCACCUUCAGGCCUCAACGUGGGAUUUGUUGACAAAGCACAGAAACGCUGAUCAUCCCGUCCUCGUUGUGUCUGUUUUUAAACCUUUUGAAUGCAGUAACCUCAAGCUACGAUUUAAGAUUCCGAUCUGACCGAGAGUCUUGAAAGAAAAUCUUCUGGAUGACGUGUUUUUAAAGACUUUUUUUUUUUCAUUUGAAAAUUACUUGAUUUUUUUUUUUCCUCCCAAAGAAACUGCCAAAUUAG
This is a messenger RNA of Pungitius pungitius (ninespine stickleback), 1942 nucleotides long. It is a transcript of the gene ergic3, whose product is annotated as ERGIC and golgi 3. Gene Ontology annotation, cellular component: Golgi membrane; endoplasmic reticulum; endoplasmic reticulum membrane. The coding region runs from base 90 to 1259 and encodes 389 amino acids. Lineage: Eukaryota; Metazoa; Chordata; Actinopteri; Perciformes; Gasterosteidae. The record is from RefSeq and is a predicted model, not a curated record. Gene Ontology annotation, biological process: retrograde vesicle-mediated transport, Golgi to endoplasmic reticulum; endoplasmic reticulum to Golgi vesicle-mediated transport. The transcript is spliced from 14 exons.